CGGCGCUGUACGAGCUGUACGUCCACGGCGUCGACGCGCGCUCAGCGUCAAGGAACGAAGCGCUGCCCAGUCGCUCCGACACAGCGGGCAGCCGGCCGACUCAGCGUCGAGGACAAGAGCGCCCAGUCACAGGGCAGGUAAAGGGCAGCACAGCCUCUCGACGCCGCCGAGGCGACGCAACACCAACGCCGUCGAACACCAUGGAGCCGCAGCCCUCGGCCAGCGACCAGGCCGACAGAGCCAUCGAGAGGAUGCGAGUACGGGAGGCCGAGGUCAUGGGCCACCGCCUGGCAGCUUUAGAGGCGAUGCGCGCCCAGGCCAAGGCGCAGGUCGACGCGGCCCAAGAGCAGAUGCAAGCCAAGAAAUUGGAAAGAGUCGACAAGGCCGUGAGGCACGACCGACGGCUCAAGCGCGUGACGAACUACAAGAUGGCCGAAGACGCGAAACGAUCCGCAAAAAAUAUAAUUCAGCCCGACGCGACCUGGAAGCUCCAGAAACGACUGAAAGAAAGGAAGCUCGGUGCUGAAAAGGAGAGGAGGAGGGCCGUGCGGAAUAUUUAUGAAGGUGGGGCGCAACGCGAGGCUGAGCGAUGUGCGAAGAGGGAUGCGGCACGUAAAAAACGAUGGGAACAAGCCAUGGUCAAGAACGAGGAGGAGGUCAAGAUGCCUUCUCGCGAAGAGAUCAUGAAAAUAGCUGAAGAGCGGACUCGUAGGGACGUAGCUGAGACGCGCAUGAAGGGUGCGGCCAAGGAGCUCGGGUUUUCUGCCGACGUCGAUCCAUUGAUUCUAGAGAGGGAGGUGAAGAAAUCGAUUCAUUUCGAGGUCGGCGAGCGCGUCUACGCGAAUGGCGAGGGGGCUGGCGUCUUCGAGCGCGUGCCCGAGCUCGAUGCCAAAUUCAAGUCCAUCGGCACGUCGGACCAGCGGAAGCGCGAGAUUUGUGAUAUUUGUCAUACUGUAUCGAUGCCUCUGCUGAAGAAGUGUGUGGGAGACCACUACGACUUCUUUUCGCGGGAGGACAUUCAUCGGAACGGGACGCUGGCCGAGAAAGCCCAAGAUCGGAAGCAGCUCCGGGAGGCCGUCGAAGAGGUUGUCAGGGAGGCGGCGAAGGCCGGUUUAACUGAGCUAUCGCGGGACGAAGCCGCGUUGCGGUUAGAUAUAGAGAAACUGCAAAAAAAACUUGUGUCGAUGGGCGCGCCGCCCGACCAACUCGUCGUCGUGCCGUCGUGGUGCUCCUGGGCGCGGAGUCGAGGGUCCGCCGCCAAGGCACCUCUAGUCGUGAGGAGGGCGGCGCUCAAGGGCCAGCUCCACGGCCUCAAGGGCGACGUCAUCGAGGAGUACAAUACACCAAUACCUGCUAUUGAUUUCGACCUGGGACCGAUGCCGGCCACGGGCCCGCGGGGCUACGAGCUGGAGCGCGCCAGGAAGGGGCGGCUGGGCAUCGCUCUGGACGGCGCGGGCGAGACGACGACUGCCGAAAGAGCGAGACGGGAGGCGCGCAAGCAGGCCGAGCUCGCGGAGUGGGCCGAGCGCGAGGGGCUGGGGCACUUGCUGAGCCCGGAGCGCGACGCGGCGGCGCCCGCUCCUGCUUCAAUCGUUGAGGACGCGCCGCCGCCGCCCUUCUCCCCCCGAAUCGACGCCGACGCGUGGCUUGCCGCGGGGCUGGCGCCGCUGAGUAUGUGAGAAUGUGCUAACUUGAAG
Pelagomonas calceolata is the source of this 1697-nucleotide messenger RNA. The record is from the annotation of a GenBank genome assembly. NCBI's taxonomy places the organism in Eukaryota, Pelagophyceae, Pelagomonadales, Pelagomonadaceae.